Mustela lutreola (European mink) is the source of this 8398-nucleotide messenger RNA. It is a transcript of the gene DIDO1, whose product is annotated as death inducer-obliterator 1. Bases 413 to 6967 code for a protein of 2184 amino acids. The transcript has 17 exons. Gene Ontology annotation, cellular component: nucleus. Gene Ontology annotation, biological process: DNA-templated transcription; apoptotic signaling pathway. Lineage: Eukaryota; Metazoa; Chordata; Mammalia; Carnivora; Mustelidae. The record is from RefSeq and is a predicted model, not a curated record.
GAGAGUCAAAAGGCGUCGGCCGACCCUGGACAAGAUGGCCGCCGUCGAAGUGUCGUUGUGGGGGAACUUCGCGCCGCGACGGCGACAUCUAGACUGAGUCGGAGGCCAAGGUCCCAGCUUCCUUUCCGUCAUGCACGUUCUCCGUGGGAACAGUCUUGAGAUGAUCUUUACUGUUCCCUGUGGCCAGUGACGGACAGCAGCAGUGUCGGAGGCCGGGCUGUGCCUGUGGAGCAGGCGAUCCUGUCCGACAGGUGCUCAGACCUUUGGAGAAGGCGUCGGAGCGUCCGGGGCCGGGGCAGGUUUUCAUCCCAGCACAGUCCUUCCCUGUGACGGAAUGCGGCGUAAAGGCUGAGUCCGCCUUAGCGUGUGGUGCGCGUGAAGCCUGGCUAGCCUAGAAAGGAGUUUUCAAGGUAUGGAUGAGAAGGGGGAUCCGAGCAAUGAGGAGGUGCCCAAGGCCAUCAAACCCACCAGCAAAGAGUUCAGGAAAACAUGGGGCUUUCGAAGGACCACCAUUGCCAAGCGCGAGGGCGCUGGGGAUGCCGACUUAGACGCCCCGGAGCCGCAGCCCCAGCAGCAGCAGAGCCUCUCCUUGCGACGGAGCGGGAGGCAGCCGAAGCGCACGGAGCGGGUGGAAGAGUUUCUCACGACGGUCCGGCGAAGGGGAAGGAAGAAUGCGCCCGUCUCCCUCGAGGAUUCCGGUGAAGCCGCGUCUUGUGCCGUCACAGAUGUGGAGACGGCGUCGGAAGGGAGCGUGGAGAGCACCUCUGAGGGGAAGGGCGGGCCCCCGUCGGGCUCUGUGGGUGAUAAGGAGCGCCCGGCCGCCUCCGUGAAGGCCAAAGGGGCUGAGGACGAGGACGACCCCUCCGACAGCGACAGCGACGGGCUGACUUUGAAGGAGCUUCAGAACCGCCUGCGGAGACAGCGGGAGCAAGAAGCGGCCGAUAGGCCCCCCAGGAGCCGCCUGAGGAAGAAGCGCCGGGAGCAGGAUCCCACACGGACCGUGGACGUGGGGGCGGGCAGCGCCGCGGACAGCGUGCUGCCCCACCAGCAAGAGCCCGAGGCUGAGCCGGGCGCGGCGGCCCAGGCUGAGCGGGACGGCGGAGACAGGGAGCCGGAGGGGAAGGCCGCUCGGGGACUCGAAGGCGGAGACCCCAGGGAUGUGGGCAGGCAGAAGCCCGAGUGUGAGGCCUAUGAGCCCAAUGCUCUGUACUGCAUCUGUCGUCAGCCACACAACAACAGGUUCAUGAUUUGCUGCGACCGGUGUGAAGAAUGGUUUCAUGGCGACUGUGUGGGCAUCUCCGAGGCCCGGGGACGGCUCCUCGAAAGGAAUGGCGAAGACUACAUCUGCCCCAACUGCACCAUCCUGCAGGUGCAGGACGAGACGAACUCGGAGAGCGCGGAGCAGCAGGAGGCCAAGUGCGCGCCCGCGGACGUGGACGGCACGGACUGCAUGAGCAUGGGGACGGUGGAGCAGAAGUCCGGCGAAGACCAGGGGAUAAAGGGUAGAAUUGAGAAAGCUGCGAACCCAAGUGGCAAGAAAAAGCUCAAGAUAUUCCAGCCUGUAGCCGAGGCGCCUGGGGCCGCGAAAUGUAUCGGGCCCGGGUGCUCCAGCGCGGCGCAGCCGGACUCGGUUUACUGCAGCAGCGACUGCAUUCUCAAGCACGCCGCGGCGACGAUGAAGUUCCUCAGUUCAGGUAAAGAACAAAAGCCAAAGCCUAAAGAAAAGACCAAGACGAAGCCAGAGAAGCUCAUUCUCCCAAAAUGUAGUGUCCAGGCAGGCAUUCGAGUCUCUGCUGUGCACAAGAGACCGGCUCCAGACAAGAAAGAGAACACCGUGAAGAAGGCGCUGGUGGCCCCGUCGAGGAGUGAGGUCCUCGUGAAGGAAGCAGCCAGUGAAGGCACGCCGUCCUGGGCGAGUGACCACAAUUACAAUGCAGUAAAGCCGGAACAGACUGCUGCUCUCUGGCCGCCACUGUUGUAUAAAUCCGCGAAGGAAGACAGGCGGGCAGAGGAGAGGACCGUGGCACCCAAGAGAGUGGCUCCUGCGGGCCCCUCAGCAGGCGGCAGACAACCUGCACCCCGAAAUCUCCUUCCAAAGAAGUCUCCGCCCUUCGCAAACACAGCAGCAGCCAAAGUGGCCAUCAAAAAGUCACCCUCGGGUUUCAAGGGCCCUGGACCCAAGCGGCCCUGGCUCUCAACCACGCCCUCCAGCGGCGCUCCCCCUGCCAAGCAGGCAGCCCUGGCACCUGGGGCUGCUGCUUCCAAAAAGCUCCCCAGCUCGGCCACGUUGGUGGGGGCCGUCAGGAAGCCGGGGACCGCUUCUUUGCCUUUGGCAUCUCAAGCCCCAGGACGCCUGGGAACCUCGAACCCUGCCCUGUCGCAGCCAAAUUCGCAAAUCCGGCAAAAUAUCAGACGCUCCUUGAAGGAGAUUUUAUGGAAAAGAGUCAACGACAGUGACGACUUAAUCAUGACAGAAAGUGAAGUUGGGAAGAUUGCCCUGCACAUUGAGAAGGAGAUGUUUAACCUGUUCCAGGUUACCGACAACCGUUACAAGAGCAGAUACCGCAGCAUCAUGUUCAACCUCAAGGACCCCAAAAACCAGGGGCUCUUCCAUCGCGUUCUGCGGGAGGAGAUCUCUUCGGCCAAACUGGUGAGAAUGAAGCCGGAGGAGCUGGCGUCUAAGGAGCUUUCCACGUGGAGGGAGCGGCCGGCCAAGCCCGUGCUGGAGUCCAGAAAUAAGCUGCCCAGCGAGAGUAAGAAGACCGCCACGAAGCAGGAGUCUGUGCCCGACAUGGAGGACUCUCCACCCGUGUCCGACUCAGAUGAGCAGCAGGAGUCCGUGAGGGCCGUGCCGGACCAGAGCGCUGCUCCCCUGCUGGAUGUCUUCAGCAGCAUGCUGAAGGACACCACGGGCCAGCACCGGGCUCAUCUGUUCGAUCUCAACUGUAAGAUCUGCACAGGUCAGGUUCCCUCGUCGGAAGACGAGCCGGCUCCAAAGAAACAGAAGUUGUCAGCUUCCAAGAAGGAGGAGCCGAAGCCCCAGUACGAGCCUCCGCCCUCUGAGCCGGUCCUUGGCUCUGCUAAUGAAGCGAUGCCAGAAACUCUGCCCGAAAGUGCCUCUGAGCCAGACCUGGAUGGCGCCGCUCACGCGCACUUGGAGAGGAAGUACUUCCCCGUGCCACCAGGAGACAGCCGCCCGGUGCCCUCCGCCCUGGAAGGUCCCUCCUGCCCGGCCACCUGUGGGGGCUCAGUGCUCACCACGGUCACGGUGUCUGGCCGAGACCCCAGGACUGCAUCCAGCGGAUCGUGUACAGUCACGGCCCCUGCGGCAGCCCGCCCCGAUGGUGCCCACCCAGCAGAACCCCGACAAGACGUCCUGAAGCCUGCUGUGACCUCAGUGACGGUGCCCAAGUCCAUACUAGCGAAGCCGUCCCCGUCCCCUGAGCCCAGAUACCUCCUGCCGGUGCCACCGGCCCCACGUGUCAGUCUCUCCGAGUCCAGGUCCCCUCCAGAAGGAGAUACAACCCUCUUCUUGUCUCGACUCAGCACCAUUUGGAAAGGAUUUAUUAACAUGCAGAGUGUAGCAAAAUUUGUCACUAAGGCCUAUCCCGUGUCGGGGUGCUGUGACUAUCUCAGUGAGGACCUGCCGGACACAAUUCACAUUGGUGGAAGGAUCACACCCAGAACAGUUUGGGAUUAUGUCGGCAAACUCAAAUCUUCUGUAUCUAAGGAGCUGUGUCUCAUCCGCUUCCACCCGGCGACUGAGGAGGAGGAGGUGGCCUAUAUCUCUCUCUACUCCUAUUUUAGCAGCCGUGGCCGCUUCGGCGUUGUAGCUAAUAACAGCAGGCACGUCAAGGACCUCUACCUGAUCCCACUGAGUGCCAAGGACCCUGUUCCGUCCAAGCUCUUGCCCUUCGAGGGCCCAGGUCUUGAGUCGCCGCGUCCCAACAUAAUCCUUGGGUUAGUGAUCUGCCAGAGAAUAAAGCGUCCUUCAGGUGCAGGAGAAUUAGAUAAAGUGGAGGAGAAGCGGACCCGCCCUCAGACCCAGGAAGAGACGGAGGUUUCGGUGUAUCCCAAAGUGUCCGUGGCCCCACAGUCCGAGAGGAAGCCCCCCAGGUUCCAGGUGGGCUCCGGGGACAUGGCUGUCAGCACCACACCCCCGGGGACUCCUCCACCGCCGCCCCCGCCGCCAGAGCCUCCUGCCGCGUCUGCUUCGUCAUCCGUGUUGAAAAUACUGUCCUCGCUCAAACCGGGAGCCCCGAGCACCGUGCCCACAGCGCCCGCCGCGGCGGCUCUUCCGACGUCCGCUCCUUCCGCCAAUUCCUCCACCUCCAAAACAGCCUCACCCCUGGAGCACAUCCUGCAGACGCUGUUUGGGAAGAAGAAGUCUUUCGACCCCCCUGCCAGAGAGCCUGCAGAGUCGGCCCCGGCCUCCCACCCAGACCCCAAAGCCAAAGCCGACGGCGGGCUGCCCGCGGCGCCUCUGCUGGAUCCGAUCGUGCAGCAGUUCGGCCAGCUCUCCAAAGACAGAGCCCUGGAGGACGAGGAAGAUGACCGACCCUACGACCCCGAAGAGGAGUACGGUCCUGAGAGAGCCUUCGGCGCUCAGCUCGAGCGAGGGAGACGCCCCGACGCAGAGAAGGCCCCCGAGACCGCCGAGCGGGAGGAGGUGGCCUACGACCCGGAGGACGAGACCAUUUUAGAAGAAGCCACAGUGGCCAUCGACGACCUGCCCAACCGGAUGUGUGCGGACGGGAAGGGCGGCGCGGCGGACCGGCCCGCUGAGCCCGCGGCCCCCGGGGCGGCCCCCUCCCUGGUAGAGCAGCAGCAGAUGAUCGAGGAGCUGAACAAGCAGAUCGAGGAGCAGAAGCGGCAGGUGGCUGAGCAGGAGGCGGCGCUGCGGCAGCAGAGGGCUGCCGUGGGCGCCUCCAUGGCGCACUUCUCCGUGGCCGACGCACUCAUGUCGCCGCCCCCAAAGGCCUCCCUGCCUCAGGCCGAGCUGUUCCUGCAGGAGCAGCAGACCACGGGCCGCCCGGCCGCGCUCCCCGGCGCCCCUCCCGCGGCAGGCCCCGGCUGCGACCCGCGGCCAAGUCGGGACCCGCGGCAGGCCCGGCGGCUGGCCGCGGAGCACUGCGAGAGCGAAGCCGGCUCCAGGCCCCCCGCAGCCCGGGAGGACGGUGCGGAGGCCGCCUUGCCCGCCAAGCCAGAUGGCCCCAAGAACGAGCCCUCCGCGAGCCCGGUCGUGCUGCCUGCAGAGGGCGGCCCUCCCUCAGCGGGCUCGGGCAGCGGCUCGGGCAGCGCGCCCAGACCUGCCCGCAGGGUGCUGCUGCCCACGCCCCCCAGCUCCGCCUUCCAGCCUGGCUUCCCUCUGCAGAGCGCGCAGAGCUUUCCCUCUCCGGGAGCGAGGGACCCUUUCUCAGCUCCAGUGUGUACCGCUCAGGAAAAGUGUGAGGAUCCGAGAAAUGCUCAGUUUGCUGAAAAAGGUGACCCCCCUGCGGUUGAAGCCGAAGGAGACGGAGAGCCACCGUGCAGACCCGGUGAGGGGGCCGCCACGUUCCCCUCAGCUGGACAGAGAGCAGGGGCCCCUCUGCCCCCAUCCCAGGGCCAGCGUGAGCCAGCACCACGCACGUUUGGGACAUCGGGGCUUCAUGGCCCCAGUUUCCCAGGACCAAGGGGGCCAGCCCCUCCAUUUUCUGAAGAGAAUAUUGUUUCUAAUAGCGAUGGGCCGCGAGGGCCUCCCCCGGCCAGAUUCGGGGCCCAAAAGGGGCCCAUCCCUUCCUUGUUCUCAGGGCCACAUGGGCCCCCUCCCUAUGGGGACAGUAGGGGUCCCUCCCCUUCCCACCUUGGGGGGCCCAGAGGAUCAGCACCACCCCAAUUUGAGGAGCGAAAGGAUCCGCACGGGGAGAAAAGAGAAUUCCAGGACGGCCCGUACGACGAGCCGGCCGGCCCUGUCCCUCAGUUCGAAGGAGCAGAACAAUCCCAGUUUGUGGGAGGUCGAGGCGCGGCGCCGUUCCAGUUUGGAGGCCAGAGAAGGCCUCUGCUGUCACAGUUUAAAGGACCCAGAGGGGGUGGUCCUCCCCCUCAGUUUGGCGGUCAGAGAGGGCCUCCCCCCGGCCACUUUGUGGGCCCGAGGGGGCCGCAUCCCAAUCAGUUUGAAGGACCCAGAGGCCAAGCGCCAAAUUUCAUGCCAGGACCCAGGGGGGUUCAGCCUCAGCCAUUCGAGGAGCAGAGGGUGAGCUCACCCCCGAGGUUUGCCAACCCCCGCGCGCCCGCACCCCUCCCGUUUGGCGGACCGAGAGGGUCUGUGCCCUUUCCCGAGAAGAGCGAGCCCACGCCCCCCCGCUUCCACUUCCAGGGCCCGCCGGCGCCUGGGCUGAAGGCAGCCCCCCGGCCGCUGCUGGAGCUGCCCAGUCACCCGCCGCCACACAGGCCCGAGCAGGGCCCUGAGCCCGAGUUCCGAGAGGCCAAGGGCCACGACUACAGGAGCGCGGCCUUCGAAGGGCGGUCGAGGGAGCGGUUCGAAGCGGGGCCCAAAGAAAAGCCCCUGGAUGAGCCCGAAGCCGCGCCCGAGAGCCGGCCGGGCAGGGCCCUGGACGAGCGCCGGCGAGAGCGAGGGCGGCGCUGGAGCCGGGAGCGGGACUGGGAGCGGGGCCACGAGCGGGCCCGGCACCGCGACAAGGACGCCGGCCGCGAGUGGGACCGGAGUCGGGAGCGCGGCGCAGACAGGGACCGGGGGCGGGACCCGGAGCGGGCGUCCGAGUGGGGCCGGAGCCGCGAGCGCAGCCGCAACCGGGAGCGGGAGCGGCGGCGGGAGCGGGAGCGGGAGCGGUCUCGCAGCAGGGAGCGCGGCCGGGACCGGACCCGCGAGCACGGCCGGGAGCGCAAGGACCGCAGCAAGAGCAAGGAGGGCUCCCGGGACCUCAAAGCGGACGCCCCGCGGGCCGCCACCCCCGCGGGGCAGAACUAGCGGCCGGCGGCCGCUGCUCUGCCGGGGCUCCCCGCAAACGCCCUGCAGGAGAGCCGGCGCGGGCGCUGCGGUGAGCUGCGGACUGAGACGCAGAAGAGAGUCUCCUGGACUUGGGAAGUGACUGUGAUUUUGUGUACAGUGGUUUCUUACAAGAUUUCACAUCUUUACAACUCAGAUGCUUUUUAAGAACUCGGUAUUUCCAUUUAAAAUUACUGGAAUGGGAAUGUGUCUACAGAAGCAUAUUGCUUUUUCAGAUUAUAAAGUUAUCUUUUCCAAUAACUUAAUUAUAGUAAAUUUUAAGGGAAUUUCCGUGGACCUUAGAGCCAUACCCGUACUGAGAUCUGCUCUGUAUCUGUUUCUAAAAGCUGCUGUCACAGGCCGGCUCGCACCGAAGCCCAGCGAGGCCUUCUGCUCCUCCCUGGGGUGUGCGGGACAGAGCUCUACAAAUGCGUUUUUCUUUUGUCACAAGGAAAUUUGAAUUACAAAUUUCAACCAGGAAACAAACCAUUUCUUAGUUUUGCUGGUUUUGUAGAUCACCUUAUACAUUUUUUUUCUCAAAGACAGGAUUAAAAGCAACAUCUGUCCAAGUAGAAACUGUUGCAUUUUUUAAAUAGCAAUUUAUUGAAAAAGGUGUAACCUUUACCAGCCUAAAAAAAGUGAGAAAAGAAGCCAAUUAAGUGUUCUUUAAAACGGGGGGGUGGGGGGGUGGGGGUUGACUUUGAUUUGCAUAAUCAGGAGCAGUUUUGUUUGUGAGGCGACAUCCCCACAGUCCUUCCUGUGGCCCAGGGAGAGUGCGCCCGCCCCAGGCUGCUACCCUGUCCGUGACGCAUUGCAAAGUCUGUCGUUGAAAGUGGGACGGUAUUUGUGUGAAGUCUGAGGCGGAGGACGGUGACGUGAUGACGGCAGCAGAGAAGCCGCUCCUUGUCGUACAUCGUCCGGUCCUUCCAAAGGGGGAAGCAGAGAAACCCUCGCUAAUUUAUUGGACUGUACAAAUAAAUACACUUUGAUAAUUUUUUUAUAUUUUCAUAAACUUACUUUUGCAAGUGUAAAAUUACAUUCUUUGGAGUCUCCUCCAUCGUACAUCACUACGGAUUUUUCACUUUCUAGCACAAACGUUCAAACGAUAAGAGCGAACACGGAGAACUUGGUGACUCGUGGGACCGGUUCCGGACCCCGUGUCAGUACGUUAGAUUGCAUUGAAGCGGCGUCAAGCUUCAACAUCUAUACGAUGUGAAGGGUUUUUUACAUGUAAAACAAAUUUUUCUAAUUUAAAUACACAAAUGUAAAAAUCAAGUGUGUUUCUUUAGGUUUACUUGAUAGAAAUUUCUGUAAAUUGUAUUUUAUAUUGCAAAGUAUGAUAUCACUGUACAGUAAAACAUGCAGCUCCAUAGGUUUUGUUACUCGAGGUAGAAUAAACGUCUGCAGAAGGUU